AGAGUUGUCCUAUUGAAAUAUUCAACAUCUUGUUAGCAAAGUUCACUGUAGAUUGCGCUGAUCACCAACUAUCAGUGCUAUAUACCAACAUUUAGAAGAACUGUAAACCAACACAAAAAUAUAAUAAGAUAUAAGUUCAAGAAAUGCCAGGUCAGUCAGGAUGUUUUGUGCCAUAUUGUGAUACUGGAAGAAAGGGAUGUAUUGGGAAGAGAACUGUGUUCAGUGUUCCAAGGGAUGUUGAAAUGCUGAAGAAAUGGAAAGAAGUGGUGCCUACAGCACACAGAGAACUUGGCCCUAAUGACAAAAUUUGCCAUGUACACUUUACUGAAGAUGACAUCAAGAAAGGCUUAAAGGUUGUUGUUGGGGGAAAAGAAGAUAUCUUUCCAAUGCUUUGGAGACUAAAGCCAACAGCUAUUCCAUCAAUUUUUCCAACUAAAAGCCUUGAACCCAACCUUAUUCCAGAGGGCCAUCGUUCCAAGAGGGUAAGAAAGGGUCCCCGAUUUGCGAAUAAUAUUCCCGUAAAAUGUGCAAGAGCAAGUGCAUCUACAGAACAUUCAAUCGAAAGUGCUGGUACUAAAACGUUGAAUAGUAACGCCAUCCCUAGAAUCAAAGAUCAAGAAUCAAACCCCGAAACAAACAUUUCAAGCAUUAGUUCUCAUGCAAGCCUUGCUGAUAAAGAUCCUGCCUCAAUGCAUACAAUAACCCUUACCCCCUCUAAUGAAAAUAUCCAUAGAGCAUCCACCAAGCAGCCAGGCGUAUCGAAAACCACAUCAGGCGUGACCGACGGUAACGGAGAAUCGUUGGUGGAUCCACAAGACGCCAAGUUGCCACCAUCAUGGAACUGGCAUGCUAUUACUCACCCUCACAAAAGACUAGUUUGUCUCCUGCCAUCUCUUACUCUGAGAGAAGCAGUAAUUGCUAAAGCGAUAGAAAUAGCAACAAAGAAUUCUGUCAUAUACUACGUGUUUGGUAAAAGAUUCGAUUCUGUGGAUCUGGAAUACCAUUUUCAGUCCCUAAACGAGUUUCAAGAAAUUCUGAAUAAUUUUGAUAAAGCAAAAACGUGUGACGGAUGCACGGAUUCAGCAUUUUUCGAUAUAAAAUUCUGUGCCAGUGGUCGUUUCCAUGGUGACGUUUGGCGUUCAAAUAAAUGUCAAUUGCUAGAUAAAUCUAGUUGUUAUGAAUGUGUCAAACUCAAGAAUGUGCUUGAAACAAGAGCUAAGAAGAUGAACAAGACCAAAAACCCUGAUUCCCAAAAAUGAUUUCUUAGCUCUUGCAACUUCCCAAUUUGAAAUACAAAACAUCAUCGCUUUCAAAA
Molecule: messenger RNA, 1315 nt
Organism: Daphnia magna
Lineage: Eukaryota; Metazoa; Arthropoda; Branchiopoda; Diplostraca; Daphniidae
Exons: 5
Coding region: 144-1259 (371 amino acids)
Source: RefSeq, a predicted model, not a curated record